GUUAGUGGGAGACUACGGGGGGCGAGAGAGGGAACACACGCGGACCCGCGGCUCUUCAAACCUUUCCAAGUGUUCCACGCACACGGGGAUGCGGCUCAGGAUUCUACUGCACCGAAAAGUGUGACUUUUUUUGGGGUGGGGGGGGGAAGAAAACCCAAAAAAGUGGGGGUUAGUUUGCAUGCAAAGAUGCAAAGACCAGGAGGGCAAGGGACUGCGUUUUCCAUUGAUUCCCUGAUAGGGACCCCCCAGCCCAGGCCGGGACACCUGCUCUACACGGGCUACCCCAUGUUCAUGCCCUACAGACCCCUGGUCCUCCCGCAGGCGUUAGCGCACUCGCCCCUGUCCUCCGGGAUACCUCCGCUGGCGCCCCUGGCGUCCUUCGCCGGCCGCCUGACCAACACCUUCUGCGCCAGUCUGGGACAAGGCGUGCCGUCCAUGGUGGCUCUCACCACCACCAUGCCCAGUUUCUCCGACCCGCCGGACACUUUUUACCCGCCGCAAGAGCUGCCCGGCCCGCGUCGGAGCAGCGCCGGUGACCCGGGGGCGAGGAGGCAGGAGAGCCCGCACUCGGAGGAGCUGCACGGCCGCGAGAAAGGAUCGGAGUUGCUCAACUUCUCGGAGAGUUAUCAGACGAUAUCCGGUGAGACCAAACUGUACAGUUCAGACGACGAGAAACUGGACCUGAAGUCCGCAGAGACGGCGUGCAGUGACCGGGAGGACAGCUCCGUGGACAGCGAGAACGAGAGCUUCUCAGACGGCAACACCUGCGGGGCCCUGUCCCAGAAGGGCAAGAUGAAGGUGGGACCCCAUGACGUGCUCCCGGCCGGCGGCGGCGGCGGCUCCUCGGCCGGCAAGAGCCGGAGGAGACGAACCGCUUUCACCAGCGAGCAGCUGCUGGAACUGGAGAAAGAGUUCCACUGCAAAAAGUACCUUUCUCUCACCGAACGCUCGCAGAUCGCGCAUGCGCUCAAGCUGAGCGAGGUCCAGGUCAAGAUCUGGUUCCAGAACCGCAGGGCCAAGUGGAAACGCAUCAAGGCCGGCAACGUCAACAACCGCUCGGGGGAGCCUGUGAGGAACCCCAAAAUCGUGGUGCCCAUCCCGGUGCACGUCAACAGGUUCGCGGUGAGGAGUCAGCACCAGCAGAUAGAACAAGGGAGCAGGCCGUGAAAGGACAAAAUAAGGACUUAAUCAUGAAAGAGACUCCAGCAUGAAGCACAAACUGGAGGACGACUCCAUGAAGAGGACCGAGCAUUAUUUGCAAAUAUGCUCACACUUUUAUUUAUUGAUUUGUGAAUAUGUAAAUAUUUAACAGGUACAAAUGGGCACUAUGAGAAGAGUCUUUUUUUUUUUAGUAUUUAUGUCAAGCCAAAACCUUCUGUUGGUAGCAUGUCCUUUUCUUUUUUAGUGGAGUCUCUUUUUUUUUUUUUUUUGCUUUUCUUUUUCUUUUGGUUUGGUGUUUUGUACAAUUUGUUUGCAUGUGAGAAGGUUUUGUUUGAAAGAACCACAACGACCAAACAACGGACAAAUGUAAAGCAUAUUGACCUAAUAAAUCGCUUUAUAUAUUAAAUUUUGGUUUUUGACAUUUCAUGUUCUUGUUUUUUAUUUGUGCUAAGAGAUUAUAUGUAAUAAGAAAAACCCUACACCAUUUAACAUUUUUAAGGAUUAAAUCAUACAAUACUAAAAUGUUUAAUGUGUUAAAACUGUUUGAGAGAAUAUUUACAGUACUCUUUAUGUUACAGAACAGUUUUCACCCUGUAAAUGCGUGUGAUUGAUUUUUAAUGAUUGAUUAUCUGAUUGACUGAUCACCUUUAAACUGCGAUUAACUUCUCCAUCAGUCACUCCUGCCAGGAAAAGAAGGCCCAAAAAAUAUAUUAUACUAAAUAAUAUUUUCCUCCCACCUCCAAAGUCAUGCACCUGGGAAUAGGUUGAUUGGCAACACUAGUGUGUGAAUGUGAGUGUGAAUGUUGUCUGCGAUGAGGUGGCGACUUGUCCAGGGUGUAGACAGCCUUCCGCCCUAAUGCAGCUGAGAUAGGCUCCAGCACCCCCGCGAUCCCAAAAGGGACAAGCGGUAGAAAAUGGAUGGAUGGAUAUUAUUUUACGAGAAUUCUUGUUUGAAUUUGAAAUAAUUUAAACAGUGAACUACUUUCAACAUGCUCAUUUUGAAAACAGGUAGCAGCACCAUGCCAAUAAACACACACGGUCAAAUAGUUUUAAGUUGGAUAACAGACAGUUCCGCCGCACCAAAAACAAAACCCUAUCCUGACUAUACCGUAUAACAACUUCUUGUCAGAUAUAUGUGACCACAUCCAGGGAGAGGAAGGGGAUGCCGGCCUUUGGUAUUUUAUGCUCACUUCAUUUUCCUGUGAACAUGGUCCAGAAAAAGCUCAAACUGGAAUAAUUUUAUCUUUCCUUUUCCUUUUGCCAAACUACUUGGAGGCCUCCGGCCCUGCUCUUGUUACUGCGGCACCUGUGGA
Molecule: messenger RNA, 2474 nt
Organism: Nerophis ophidion (straightnose pipefish)
Lineage: Eukaryota; Metazoa; Chordata; Actinopteri; Syngnathiformes; Syngnathidae
Gene: gbx1
Product: gastrulation brain homeobox 1
Exons: 2
Coding region: 187-1167 (326 amino acids)
Biological process (GO): regulation of nervous system development; regulation of transcription by RNA polymerase II
Cellular component (GO): nucleus
Molecular function (GO): RNA polymerase II transcription regulatory region sequence-specific DNA binding; DNA-binding transcription factor activity, RNA polymerase II-specific
Source: RefSeq, a predicted model, not a curated record